GGCUGAUCUGACUAAUUUGUGGGGCUCGGCAACAAUUGCACCACCAACAAUGUUAACUUCGCCCAUCCAAAGUACGUCGCGAGGGGAGCUACAUCUUGUCGCAAACCCUACUUUUUCCCCUUCUUAACACUUAUUUCAUGUCUCUAUUUUUCCAGCAAUACGCGUCGAUUGCCUCACCAAUCCUUUCUCUCUUUCGUUAAUUCAAUAAUAAAUCACCUUCGAUAGAAUCCGGCGCGUCUAACAGCUUUUGAAGUUCGCUUAGUAAACUUCCAACAAUAGACUCAAAUGUCUCGCGCAUCGUCCAUUCUGAAGCCCAUAACCGUCUCGACUUUAUCUACCGUACAGUCUCGACUUUUCUAGCCCUGACUAAUAUUUUGCGACGGGCAUGCGACAAGACCAUUCAUGACGCGAAGUGGUGCGACCUGGAGGUUACGGAACACGCCUUCGCCACCGUACGUAUCCUAAGCGCAAGGCACCCGAUACGAUACCUUUAACCAUACACGAUUACUCGAUUACUCCACACCCACGAUCUCCUUCCGACCCAUCCAAGAUCUUCGACCCACGCCUUCAUACCCAUGAAGGCGAUGGCCAAUGCUCAGCUCAUGCAGGAGGAGCUACAACAAAGUGUAGUACUGUCUGAAGAGGAUGCUGAAUUUGAAGAGGACUUGCCAAACCAAGUAACCAUGGCCGGUGGUAGUAUCCCCCAAGUUAUUGGCAAUUCAGGCCCUUCCCGUCCUCCUCAUUCGAAUCUCGUGCAUUCGCUCGGAGAUGACGAACCAUUUUCUAAAUAUAAACCUGAGGAAGUGGAUGGCUAUGAGAUACAGGACGACAAUGAGGUCGUUCAAGUAGCCGAAGAGGAUCUGGUGCCAGAAGAGGACGAAGAGGACGAGUUGGGAGACGAACCAGCCGAAGAGGAUGAUGCAGAUCAGGACGAGAAUGAGUCUAGCGCUGACGAUGACGUCCAUGAUGACGACGAUGCGUUCGAUGUCGACGCCGAGGGCGAAGAUGAUGAUGAUCUUGGUCUGCGUCAAAUUGAUCCGAAUCUAGCUUCUAGUGAUGAAGGUGAAGCCGAGCAAGAAGAUGACGAGAAUGAGGGCGUCGGCGCUGUGAAAAUCAAACCUGGUGAUACCGAUGACGAGGAGAGUGAUAGUGACGACGAGGUCAGUUUGGCGUCGGGUUCCAGUGACCGGGAAUCCGCAGCAGAAUGGGAAGAUGCCGUCGAUAAUGAUGAGGAGGAAGAAGACGAAGAAUCUGACGUAGCUGACCCUAAUACGUGCAUUUUCUGCAAGAAAGAUGAGGAGCACGAUCCGGGCGAAGAGUUUGAGUCUUAUCUCACCUGCAAAGGUUGUGGUGAACACGCUCACCAACAGUGCGCCCGAGAUGAAGGAGCUCUUGACGAGAAAAAAAAUGCCUCGAAUUGGAGGUGCCCAGAUUGCGCUCGCGACGAAAUGGGCUCCGAUUCAGAAGCAGAGUUUGACCGUGAGAACGCAGAAGGUGAUCACGACAUGGAGCUAGACGGUGGCGUGGAUAGCGAUUUAUCUCCUACGUCUACCAACCGAUCAACCGCUCCUAAACUUGCUCGAGACCUUCUCCCUUCUCAGCGCGGCAUGAGCAAGCCAGAUUCACACUCCGUCUUUAAUCAACUAGUUCUAGAUGAAGAUCCUAUGGACGGCUCGCGAGUCUUACGUAAGAGGAAGACGUCGUCAGCCGAGGCAGAGGAAGAAGAAGAAGUGCUAUCGUUGCGAAAACGAAGAAAGAAUACUUCCGAGGGGUCUGUCCAAGAUGAGGCCGGCCAAGAUAACUCGAAUGCGGCGGAGUCAUCAAGUAGACAACGGUCAGGGCGCUCUUUGCGACAUAAGGCGUCAAACUCAGAAGCCCUAUGCACGAUUGUCAAGAAAUCGCGUUCCAGUCUAGUAGUAAAGAUGCGAGUGGGUGCAACGGAGUUAAAUAAGAUUUUACAGACCCCACGAUCGAGGAGGAGAAAACGAACUGGCCGGGCAGUUGCAUCCCGCUCGUCGCGAUCUGCCAGAAACGUCGCAUCAACACGGGCUGCUGCUGUUGCGGAGCCGCCUCCGAUGGCUCCCUUCUUCCCGUCCAGCUACUCACAGCCCUUCUACUCAUUCUAUGACAAAGAGCCGGACGAGCUUAAAGGCAAACCGUAUGGUGGAAUCUUGACCGAGGAACAGGCGGAUACGACCAAGACAUUGCCUACGAAAGACGACCGACGCCGUUUCGAUGAGGCCAAACAGAAAGCCGAGGAGGAAUGGAGGAAUCGGUUACUCGCUAUGCAAGCGGAAGCCGAGGUGCCGGUCAAGAAGUCGAGGAAGGCUUCCGGCCCCGCAAGCCAGAUUGAGUGCAUCGAAUUUGGGGGCUGGGAAAUAGACACGUGGUAUGCAGCUCCGUACCCUGAAGAGUACAGCCGCAACCGGGUUCUAUACAUCUGCGAGUUCUGCUUGAAGUACAUGAACUCGGAUUACGUCGCGUGGCGCCACAAGCUCAAGUGCCCUGCAAAACAUCCGCCAGGUGACGAAAUAUACAGACAUGGCUCCAUUUCCUUCUUCGAGGUUGACGGUCGGAAAAACCCAGUCUACUGCCAAAACCUCUGUCUCUUGGCCAAGCUGUUUCUCGGUUCCAAGACUCUUUACUACGAUGUCGAGCCGUUCUUGUUUUAUGUUCUUUGUGAGUAUGACGAUAUGGGCUACCAUUUUGUCGGUUAUUUCUCCAAGGAAAAGCGUGCGAGCAGUCAGAACAACGUCAGCUGCAUUCUAACGCUACCUAUCCAUCAGCGAAAGGGAUACGGCCAUCUGCUUAUUGAUUUCUCUUAUCUCUUAACGAAGGUAGAAGAGAAGACUGGAUCUCCCGAGAAACCGUUGUCUGAUAUGGGCCUUGUUUCAUACCGGAAUUACUGGAGACUGAUAAUCUGCAAAUACCUCAUAGACCAUAUGCCUGAGGAGAAGACACAGAAGAAGGGUCUGAGCAUCAGGCAGAUAUCCGACGAUACAGGGAUGACUCCUGACGAUGUCAUAUCAGCCCUCGAAGCGCUACGUUUUCUUGUUCGUGACCCCGUCACUCAAGUGUACGCUUUCCGGGUCGAUUUAGCAUACUGCCACAAAGAGGUUGCGAAAUGGGAAGCAAAAAAUUAUGUGAAGUUAAAUCCUAAAAACCUCACCUGGAUGCCCUAUGUCAUGGGUCGUAGCAAUGCUACGAAUUUCGAAUUAGGGCCAGCCUUAAAUACGAUUGCACCUCGCGAGGAAGACGAAGACAUCAAAGCCGUCCAAAACCUCGCAGAGAGUGGCAUUGCGACUGGAGAUUUUGCCAUCACCCAGCCAGUAAACCAAAAACCGCCUCCUGGAGCUGAAUCGUCGGUUCUCGAAUCCACGGAACCAAACGACAACGCUAUUGUGGAGAACAAGGAAGACGCGAAGCUUAAUGGAAUUGGCAAAGAGAACGCGGAAGCAUCUGGGGGCCAUUCGGAAGACCCGAGAGCGUCAACUAGUGCCGCCGCGAGCGCUCCUGAUGACGAGAAUGCCUGGAUUAAGGCCUACGACACGAUUCCAGUCAGUAGAUUCCAAGUUUUCCCUGCUAUCAAUAAUAGACGUACAGCUAUAUCACGCCUCAAUUCUACUAUAUCUAGACCGGCACCAUUGCCACGCAUCCCGCCUCCCAGCGCACGACGAAUCGCGCGGCCCAAAGCUCGUCGCUCGACCGGUAGUGCCUCGGUACGGAAGUCAGCUCCGAAGGCAAGUAAUGGCAAACGUAAGCCUGGCGGCACCGGUCGCGGUCCGGGUCGUUGGCCGAAGGGGACCAAGAAGAGCGAUUACGGCAAUGCAGACAGCGGGCCAGGCCUACCUCCAGCAUGGCUCGAACGACAGCGUCAGCAGCAGGCGGUGGCGACUACCUCCACGGCCGAUGAAAAUACCCAGGAUACUGUCCAGGUGCAAACAGAGGCUAGCAAAGGCCAGAAGGGCAAACAAGUGGCUGUCUUAUCAUUCAAAUCCGAGGUCGUUGCCGAGGACGGUACCGUUUUGACGAACGACGCUAACGGCGAUAUCGUUAUGGGCGGGACCAGCAAUCAGGAAAACGCGACUGAAGAGGCGUAACCGGCGCAGAAUUGCUCAUCGAAGAAUCGCUAGGGGCUGGCGCUUGCAAGCAUUGUGUAGAAUUUGUGUAUAGCUUACUCACGGUGCUUUUCUGAAGGGGCCCCGCGUAAAGGGAUCGAGGGACCCUUGGGGAAGAGCACGGGAUUUCGGAGGGUCGGCGUCAAGGCGAAUAGCAAGCAGGCAGUUAUGGGAUUCUGCUAGAUACCUAAUUGAGAGCUUGAUUUGUGUCAUUAAUGAGUGUUUUUGGUUUUCUAUACUUAAGAAUUCCGCGGGGAGGGUAUGAGUGGCUGAGUUUUAUGAUUAGAGAAGUUAUUGUCUCAUUGAAGUCGGGUAGGUAAGUCUUUAUAUCUUGAGAGAUAUGGAUGUUUAGAUAAUUAAACGAGAUGUUGAGGAAUGUCUUCUGGCUUUGAAAAUCUAAUAAAGGUUUGUUAGGUAGGAAUACAUAGGAGGCUAGAUGGUGUUGGUCCUUACCCCGACUAACAAGUCCUUUUUAAGGAAUGGUCAGGUUAUUCUUGUAUAUCCCCAAGGCAUGGAUUCGUACUCGGUCUCUUUCUCUCAAUUAUUCUGAUAUGGUUUACAUGGUGUAAAAGUGUUGAGUAAACUUUCCACUCAGGUUUUAACUACUAAGAAAGAGAUAUCCCAGUUAUUAAAUGAGCUACUUAUACUCGAACUUGUUAGUGCUUGUAUGAGGUCAGCGAACUCUCUGUGUAGCAACAUACCUAUUAGGUGCC
Molecule: messenger RNA, 4831 nt
Organism: Annulohypoxylon truncatum
Lineage: Eukaryota; Fungi; Ascomycota; Sordariomycetes; Xylariales; Hypoxylaceae
Exons: 3
Coding region: 576-4100 (1174 amino acids)
Biological process (GO): regulation of DNA-templated transcription
Molecular function (GO): histone acetyltransferase activity
Source: RefSeq, a predicted model, not a curated record